UUGAUGAUAGAAACCAACAAGUAAUAAUAGUAUAGAAAUACAUAGACACAUAUAUAGACAAAAAGGUUACUUACAGUUUGAGAAGAAGGAAAGAUCGAGAAGCUAAAGUAGAUAGCUGAUCUACUCAGUUUGAGACAACAAUGGGAUUAGGAGGUAGUUUUGAUGAAACGUCGUCGUUUAUGGCUGAAUUCCUUAAGAAGUGCGGUGGUUACGCCGUCGUAGAUGGAGGUUUCGCCACCGAGCUUGAACGACAUGGUGCUGACCUAAACGAUCCUCUAUGGAGUGCUAAAUGCCUUAUCACUUCACCUCAUCUCGUUAAAAGGGUACACUUGGACUACCUUGAUGCUGGUGCAAAUAUAAUUACUAGUGGAUCUUAUCAGGGCACAAUUCAAGGUUUUGAGGCGAAAGGGUUUACAAAAGAAGAAGGGGAAGGUUUGCUCAAGAAAAGUGUAGAGCUUGCUUGUGAAGCCAGGGCAAUUUACUAUGACAGAUGCACCAAAGAUUCUUGGGACUAUUUUACCCAGAAUAAUAAUAGCAAUAAUGCAACCUCUCUAACUCUAAGUCGUCCUGUUUUGGUUGCUGCUUCAGUUGGGAGCUAUGGCGCUUACUUGGCUGAUGGUUCUGAAUAUACUGGGAAAUAUGGUGAUGAAGUAAGUGUGGAAAGGUUGAAAGAUUUUCAUAGGAGGAGGGUUCAGGUUCUGGCUAACUCUGGGGCUGAUCUUAUUGCAUUUGAAACAACUCCCAACAAAAUAGAAGCCCAGGCUUAUGUAGAAGUUGUUGAGGAAGAAGAAAUAGAUAUUCCAGUUUGGAUGUCAUUCAGUUCGACAGAUGGAAUGAAUUCGGCGAGUGGGGAUUCCAUGAUGGAGUGUGCAGCCAUAGCGGAUUCUUGCAAACAAGUUGUGGCCAUUGGAAUCAACUGCACUCCCCCUAGAUUUAUCACUAAUCUCAUUUCAUGUCUUCGAAAGGUAUCUUGUAAACCAAUAGUUAUAUAUCCCAACAGUGGUGAAACUUACGACUCUGGAAGCAAGAAAUGGAUAAGAUCAAAUGGGGUGGUGGAGGAGGAUUUUGUGUCGUGUGUAAGGAAGUGGCAAGAGGCUGGGGCUUCCUUAUUUGGAGGCUGUUGUAGGACUACCCCAAACACAAUAAGGGCCAUAUCCAAACUUCUUUCUGGAAACUCAUCUAAUUAUAAGGCUUAAUUAACAAUUAUGAUAUAUAUAUAUAUAAAUGUAAAUGAGUACAUAUGUAUAUGCAUGUAUCUCCAAUGUAUUUGUUUAGUUGCCAUGAGAAUAAUGUUUGUAUUUUUGUGUAUUAAUAGUUUAUAUAACCGCCUACGGGGUUGCAAAUCAACACGGAAGAGCAACUUGCAAUUAUCGUUUCCUUCUGUUGUACUUUUCUCUAAAUCAAACAUAUAAUAAUUAUCA
Messenger RNA from Humulus lupulus (European hop), 1421 nucleotides. Its product is annotated as homocysteine S-methyltransferase 3. Bases 141 to 1196 code for a protein of 351 amino acids. The record is from RefSeq and is a predicted model, not a curated record. Gene Ontology annotation, biological process: S-methylmethionine cycle. Gene Ontology annotation, molecular function: zinc ion binding; S-adenosylmethionine-homocysteine S-methyltransferase activity. Lineage: Eukaryota; Viridiplantae; Streptophyta; Magnoliopsida; Rosales; Cannabaceae. The transcript has 7 exons.